ACAAACGGCACCAUAAAAAAAUUGAUAUAAUGACGUGAUGGAGCCUUGAAUAUCCUCCCACCCCACAACCGCGUUUGAAAAGGAGAUCAUACACUUGGGAAGCGUAAACCACGGAAAUUGAAGCGUCUCUAUAAACGCAGACGCCAUCAAAAGUCACCUCUCCAUCACCAAAUUCCUCUCAAAAAGUUUUGUAACACCACCACCCAAAUAAAAUGGGAACUCAAGAGUCAGAACCUACAACCAUGGUGAACCAUAAGGAGCAGGAGCCAGAACCUACAACCAUGGUGAACGAUAAGGAGCAGGAGCCAAAGCACCAUAAGGAGCAGGAGCCAAAGCCCAAAGAAGAAGAGGAGCCAAGUCCCAAAGAAGAAGUGGAGAAGAAAGCUUCAAUCUGGGACUGUGAUAGCGCUCUCUAUGAUUCCUUUGAGCUCAAGUCAUUUAAGCGCCAGCUUGAUUCGGCCAUAGCUUCUCGAAGUUACUCCAUGCCGCAUUUUUCCAGCCAACAUCCUCAAUUUGCCGAUGAAAUGCGCCAGCAAGGUUCCGUUGAAUCCAACUUUUCGGUUGAUGUUUCCUGGGGUGAAAAGAGGGAGGCUUGUGUCGAGAGAAAGAGGAGUUCGAGGAUUUCAAGAUCUCUAAACAAACUGCUUCGACUGGUUUUCCGGCCAAAACAGGCGGCUGGAAAUCUCACCAUCGUUGGAAUGGAUGGAUGGAGUUACAUGGUUUACCCUCAAGAUUUUAAUAGGCAGCCCACAGCAGUUGCCGGAGUAGAGCCGGAAUUGGAUAUAGAGAUAAUAAGUGGGUCCGCACGUUUUAAUGGGACGCAAGCAGGAAUCCCUUGUGGUUGAAAAAUGUUUAAUUGUGAUCUAUGGACUUUCUGUGAAUAAUUUUGAUAGCCUUUUUUUUUUUUAAUUUUAAAUAAUGGAAAAUUAGCUUUGUGGAUCAUGUAAUAUAGCCAUCAUACCUUAUGGUAUUUUAGUUAUAGGUGUUUGGAUGUG
Molecule: messenger RNA, 995 nt
Organism: Amborella trichopoda
Lineage: Eukaryota; Viridiplantae; Streptophyta; Magnoliopsida; Amborellales; Amborellaceae
Product: Serine/Threonine-kinase
Source: RefSeq, a predicted model, not a curated record